UACACCGUUGCUAGCGCUGAGUGGUUCUUGAAAGGCCUCUAUUCACACUCAGCAGGAGCAUUCUACGGCUGCUCAGAGUCAAGUGAUAAUGCAACGAACGGCCCCCAGGCGGGCUCUGAGAUCCAGGGUCCUGGCAUGCAGGGUGUCGGGAACCAGGCCUCGGCAUACCCUCCAAUCACGACUGUUCCUUUGGGGCAAGACCCGCGCGGCAUCAUUCCAAGGUUCUGCCUUCUGCGCCGCGUCUGGCGACUCGGUUUGGGUCGACCCUGGGUUCACGGGGUAUGCCAGCGACACUCAACAAUUCUACCAGGACCUCUGGUGGGACGGCGUGUUCCAUGAUGCAUAUACCCUCGAGCAAGCCAACUUCUCCAAUGCUUACGGCCUAUACGAGGCUGCCGAGUACUACUGGGACUACCAGAACGACACAAAGCUUCUCAUAACCUCGGACGACCUCUGCCAACUGCGUCAGCUCGCCGUGGAGGAGCAAUGGCUCAGAAACGGAGACCUUUCCGCCUCCGGGCUCACGCCGGGCGACAUGAUUCGCGGCAUCGCCGGGAGAGCUGUGGUGUCAAGUACCGCCAACUUCUUCGUCGACAACAUGAUGUCCUGCGGCAAGCAGAGCAAGCUGAACCUCGUUUUCACCUCGCAGGAGCCAUUCAUCUCCUUUGCCGCCAUCGCGAAUAGCGACUAUUUCACGCAAGACGGACGUGGAUACACACCCAAGAAGUUCCUCCCUCAGCCCGGCUCGACAAUGACGUUUGAGUUGUUCACGUACGAGUCGGAUGACGGCUGCAAGAUGCCGUAUCCAGCUACUUGCGAUCAAACCGCUGCUUCAACGACAGCUAGCUCCAACUGCACGCUCUACGUACGCUUCGUUUACCACGACGUUGCGUGCCCAUUCGGUGGCGGCGUAUUCAACGGCCAGGCCGGCGCCGCGUCGGGUGGAGCAUCCGGCGCGGUAUCCAACGGGCCGGCCGGCGGAGCCGGAGCUGCGGGCGGAAUGUCCUUCGUCAUGCCGUUUCAGCAAUUCAGCUACGUGGCGGCGCAGGGUUCUGGCGAUUUCAUUCCCACUGGCUGGUGCAGCAUGUGCGGGGGCGGCGCACCCUUCUGUCCAGGGGACUCUGACGCCUGGCUCAUUGCGGUGGCAGCAUCGGCGGCUGCGAUUGCCAUUGCAGUUGUCGUCAUCGUCAUCUUGACACUUUAAGCAGAUGGCACUACCUACCUCUUUGAGUGGCUCGGGGGAGGCAACCGCCUGGUAUCGGAUAGAGGACCGAGUAUUCAUUAGUGUGUAGUCACUA
Canariomyces notabilis is the source of this 1298-nucleotide messenger RNA. RefSeq lists its product as uncharacterized. Lineage: Eukaryota; Fungi; Ascomycota; Sordariomycetes; Sordariales; Chaetomiaceae. The coding region runs from base 89 to 1204 and encodes 371 amino acids. The transcript is spliced from 2 exons. The record is from RefSeq and is a predicted model, not a curated record.